CCCAGUUUUUGUGUGAAACUCCAUUUGACAUGCACGUAGAGUCGUGACAACCUCAGCGUAGCAGUGAAGCGACAUUCCACAACUUGCAACCAGCAUCAUGAGCCGGCUAGAGAACUUCCGAUCUAUCGCAAACCAAGCAGGCCAAACCAUGUACGCAGGCGCCAGUCUUGCCGCCAGUGUCAGCAAGGAGAAGGCGAGCCUCGUGGCUAGCGUAGGCAAGGAGAAGGGGCUCAAAGCGUACUCGCAUGCGGCCGUGGCGGCAUCUGCAGGUCGAACCACGCUGGAAACACGCAUCAAGAAAGUGCAGACGUCGUCGACAUUCAAGACCGUCAAGCAGCGUCUGUGGUCCAAGUCCGGUCGAGCACAACCCGAGGGCGACGAUGUGGUGCCGCCAGUGGCAUUCGCGUCCACAGAGAAGGAGUACUACAAAGUCGAUCCGUCAACCGUGCUAAAGCGAUCGCAAUCCAGCAGAGGAGUCAAAAGCAAGAAGGCCGCGCGGCCCAGCCAAGCAGUGGCUGCAGCGCCUGUUCUGAAGCGAAGUGUGUCGAGUGUCGAGACGGGGUCUGCGGACCUGCGUCGUCGUCAUGGCAGCGGCAGCAAGACUCGAUCCCCACCACAAGAAGUCGAAUUUUAAUUUGCAGCGUAAACCUAUUUUAAUGUCUACAUUGGUGUGUAACUGUCAA
Aphanomyces astaci is the source of this 683-nucleotide messenger RNA. RefSeq lists its product as hypothetical. The coding region runs from base 98 to 634 and encodes 178 amino acids. The record is from RefSeq and is a predicted model, not a curated record. The transcript has a single exon. Lineage: Eukaryota; Oomycota; Saprolegniomycetes; Saprolegniales; Verrucalvaceae.